AUGGCGGACUCUCAGAGCCCCGAGGCUCGCGAGUUGAGUCUGAUAGGCAAAGUGGAAUUUCGAAUCGCCAUGGCAGAUACCGAUGAGAAGCUCCAAUCGCUACUCCAGAUCUACCUGCCGCCAUUGCUACUGAAAUUGUCAUCUGACAGUGUGGCGGUUCGCAACAAAGUGAUCGCCGUGUGCCAGCAUGUCAACACUCGGGUGAAAGCCCCCACCAUUCAACUUCCGGUCGCAGCGCUACUGAAGCAAUUUAAAGAACAAAAGUCUCAAUUGGUUAGGCAUUUUGACCUGAUUUAUGCUCAACAAGGAAUCGACCGACUGGGCUCCGAUGCUAGAGUCGAGAUCCUAUUGCCCUUGCUACAGGGAAUUGCCGAGAUCGGAACAUCAGUUACCCAGGGUGCUAUUGUGUUCAAUCUGGUACUGCGGCUCUUACCUCUUUUCAAGAUACCAUCAAAGGGCAGCGAUGAGGACCAAAAGCUGAAACAACGCCUAGGUCUAUUAGACCAAGAUUCCCAGUUCUUAUCUUUCUGGUUAGGGAAGCUCCUCAUUCUUUCCCCCGCGAUCUCAGGGGCUUCAACAUGCCCAGGACUUUCCACAGAAGAGUAUACUUUUCUGACCAAGGGCGCAACUGCGGAAGAAACAUGGAACCCUGCUACCCCUGGAGGCUUGAACCUGACCGAGACCAAAGUUAUCGCUCUCCGCUUCCUCGGAAGUGGGGCGUUUGCGGAUUCUCAACGUUUCCUGCCUUCGCUGAUCGCCUCGGCGGACGCAAACUCCCGCCUUGCUGAUCUGGGUGACGAGACUCUCAAGAGAUUUGCUGUCGAUCUUGAAGAUUCGACGGUCGUCCAGCAACUGUAUGACCUGUAUUUUGGUGCACAGGGGGCACCACCUGUGCGCGCUCCACUUCAAGUGAAAGCUUUGGUGUUUUUAGGCAAAUCUAUCAAAGCUACUGAAGAUACCCAGCGGAUCUAUAAACUCAUUGAAGACGGACUCCUUUCAGACGCUGCGAGGUCCGCUCAAGGACUCCAGGCGUCAAAAUUAAGAACUCAAAUUUUCACAUUUACCACUUGGGUGGUCCGCAUGGGAUCCCCAACGGAUCUUAAACAAAUUGCACCAAAGUUGAUUGCUGGAUUAAAGGAUUUCAUUCAGUCCCAGACAUGGCCCAGCCCAAGUGCCAGCGGACAGAGACUACCUGCCACGGAUUUGAGCCUCCGAGGCCUUGCCUACGAAAGCAUUGGCAUCCUUGUUCCCAAGGUGGACUUUCACAUGCAAGGUGAAGCUGUCGAAAAUUUUGAAUUUGAUUUGGUCAGAUGGCUCUUUACUUCACUCAGCGCGGACGAUUCGAGCCCACAGAUAUUCGUUAGUAUUGACCAGGCACUUGGAAGUAUCCUGAACUCUUCCUUGAAUAGUCAUGAUCAAGGCUUCCAGAAUCAAUUGCGCCCUUUCCUUGUCCAGCAGAUGAGCUUACACCCUGGAGACGUUCACCCCGAAACCGGAUUUACGGUUGUCCGAGGCGUGCAGUAUGCUGCUGUACGGUUUGCGAAUCGUUUUCUGCCAUUCAAUGAUGUUAUUGCUCGUUGGGUUGAUUUGAUGGCCAUUGCGAGAGGCUCCGAAAGACAACAAGAGAUUGUGGAGGAAGGCAAGAAAGGUCUUCAUCCAUACUGGUUCCGACUCCUCAAUCCAACCAAAGAUCAAAAAUGGACCGCCGCUAAUACCGCUCCGAAGCGAGAUGAGUCCUGGUUUGAAUUCCCAACUUUUGCUGAAGCUACUCGUUUUCUGCUUGCCGCUGAAGAGCAGGAUGUCACCGUGGCUGUCCAGGCUUUUUCUACGCCAAAACUUCUAACGGGCCCCUACAAACAUGCGUUUGCGCCUGCUUUUUCAUUUCUUCGCAACGCCUUGCUCUGUGAAGCUUUCUCGGCAGCCGGGAUUGCGACUGAUCUGGACGAGGAUUGGGAUUAUAAGCUUGAGGUUCAGCUCUCCACCAGCGAAGAUGCGCGAUCUGCUGUCCAACAAUACAUCCGCAGUAGUGCGAAAGAGCCCGUCUUUACGUUUUUGUCCGGUAUGCUUGAUGGGCUUGUCAGAGAGGACCUAACAAAUCUACGACAAUGCGGCGUCCAUUUUGUGGAAAUUUGUUCUUUAACCCCUAAUGAUGUUGUCGCAAAAUUGCUUUCCCGGACGAAGUCUUUGAUCAAGCCCAUCUUCGGCAACAAUCAAGAUAUUCAGGAACUAGCAGCUCGCUCGUUCGGAAUUCUUGCGUCGCAUCCUUCCCUUGCUGAUGAAGAGCUGAGAGGGUUUGUGACACAAUUGACCAGUACUAUCGAGUCAUGGAACACGGCUAUCGGCCAAACUGCUCUUCGAGUCCGAGGAGCAGUUGUAGCAAUGUCUUAUCUUCUAAGCCGCCUUGCCUAUCGUGGCCUUCUCAAUAAGAUCCCCGAAAAUCAGGUCAAACAUUUCAUCGAAACAGUUCUGGACAUUGUUGAUGUCUCGCGUGAUACCCUUCUUCAGCGAACCGCAGAGAUGUCUCUCGGUAAGCUGGGUUUGUCGGGUAUCUUAUCUGUGCAAACGCUGCCAGAUGAUGGCUGGAGGAAAGUUCAACAGAGACUCUCAAAGGAUGCCAAGUCAGAAAAUGAUACGCCCAUCAGUGCCCUGGGCCUUGUGGCAUUGACAUUUGCUCGAGAGCCCUCGGCUUCUUCGCUUCUUCGUGAUUAUCUGGAUUCGCUGUAUAGUUUGCAUGAAAUCAAGAGUUCGGAGGUUCAAUUUACAGUGGGCGAGGCGUUAAGUAACGUUGCGGUCGGGUGGGCUUCCCGGGCUCUGGUACAGGAAUUUGAUGUGGAUUCAGAGUUCCCAGAGUCCGACGUACCGCGAACGGUGUUUGCUGACGUGUGUGACAAAGUGAUCACCAACUGCGUGGCGCCCAAGCCAUCUCUUCGGAAGGCGUCCGCCAUCUGGCUGCUUUCGCUCGUCAAAAAUUGCGGGCACCUGUCAGAGAUGCAGGAACGCCUACGCAAAUGUCAAGCCACAUUCGCUAGUCUUCUUGGGAACCGGGACGAAGUAGUACAAGAGACCGGUGCACAUGGACUGAGUCUGGUCUACGAGAUUGGUGACCAGGCUCUGAAAGAUGAUCUGGUCCGUGAUCUUGUGGACUCAUUCACGGCAACGGGCCCCAAUCUCCGGGGUGGCAAUGUCACAGCGGACACUCAGUUGUUUGAGCCGGGUGCUCUGCCAACGGGCGAGGGUUCAUCUGUCAAUACCUACAAGGACAUUAUGAGCCUGGCUGCCGAAGCGGGCGAUCCUACCCUUGUAUAUCGAUUCAUGUCAAUGGCCUCCAAUAAUGCCCUUUGGACAAAUCGGGCAGCCUUCGGUCGGUUCGGAAUCAGCACCAUCUUCUCCGACUCCAGUGUCAACGGUUAUCUGGCGCAAAACCCUAAAAUCUACCCCAAACUUUUCCGAUACCGCUUUGAUCCUAACCCAAAUGUACAGCGGUCUAUGAACACCAUCUGGCAAGCCCUUGUCAAGGACCCCACCGUUGUGAUCGACACUCACUUUGAUUCAAUUGUCAAGGAUCUCCUAAAAAGCAUGCUCCAAGGGCGCGAGUGGCGUGUUCGACAAGCAAGCUGUGCCGCCGUUGCGGAUCUAAUUCAAGGCCGCCGUCCGGAAGUGUAUGCUGAAUAUCUCGACGAGAUCUUCAGCAAUGCAUUCAAGCUUUUGGAUGAUAUCAAGGAGUCUGUACGAGUUGCUGCCCUCAAGCUCUGUCAGACCAUCACCAACUCCGUGAUCCGCACGCUAGAGACAAGCGGCACGGAAAAGCGCGCAGGCGCGCUCCUCGGCAGUGCCAUUCCGUUCCUUCUAAGUGACAAGGGGCUUGAUUCUAGUGUGGAGGAUGUACGGGGGUAUGCCAUCGGUGCUCUUGUUCAGAUUAUUAAGAAGAGCUCUGGCACACACCUCCAUCCAUACGUCCCCGGCAUUCUUGAAAAAUUCUUAACCUCGCUCAGUUCUCUUGAGCCACAGGCCGUUAACUACGUUCAUCUCAACGCCGACAAAUAUGGACUUACGGGUCAAGAAAUUGACAAGAUGCGCCUCUCGAGUAUUCGGACAUCGCCGAUGAUGGAAGUCAUCGAGCGAUACUUGAUUGACCACUUGGAUGAGAGCAAUUUGCAGGAUCUGGCCCCUAAACUAGAAGAAGUUCUCCGCUCUGCCGUGGGUCUUCCAUCCAAAGUGGGUUGCAGCCGCGUCCUAGUCCUGCUGAGCAUGAAGACCCUUCUCUUCCGCCCCUACGCCGACCGAUUUAUUCAAGUCCUUUGCAAGUACGUGGUGGAUCGAAAUGAAACAGUGAGCGCGUCAUACUGUACCUCCCUCGGCUAUCUUAUGCGACUCGCAUCCGACGAGCGGGUCCUGAAGACCAUUGAAUACGCCAAGACCCUCUAUUUGGGUGCAGAUGAUGCCACCAGCCGAACGGUGGCUGCCGAAAUUCUGUAUUCCUCGUCCAAACUUUCAAACGACCGUUUCAUGGCGUUCGCUACGGCUGCACUCCCAUUUGUGUUUGUAUGCAAGCAUGAUGCAGACGAGCAUGUGAAAGAGGAGUUUGAAAAGACGUGGCAAGACAAUGUGGGUGGCUCUCGCGCAGUAGCCUUGUACCUUCGGGAGAUCGUCAGCCUCGUAUCCGACAACCUGGAUUCGGCGCGGUGGGCCAUCAAGCAUACAGCAGCACGUGCCAUGGCACAGGCAGUGCUUGCACUAGAGGUGGAGAUUGAUCUCCCAACGGCACAAUUGGUCUGGCCCGUACUAGAGAAGGCAUUGGCGGGGAAGACUUGGGAAGGGAAAGAAGUGGUUUUGACAGCACUGGUUAAAUUUGCCCGUCAGGGACAAGCGCUAUGGACGGAGCGGCCGGACCAAGGCGAGCUGAUGAAGACCAUAGCCAUCCGCGAAGCGAAGCGAGCCAACUCCGCGUAUCGGCCGCAUGGGUUACGGGCGCUGGGUGAGAUUUCCUUGGUUCGGGACAGCGAUUUUAUGCCCCAAGUGCUUCAGAUUGUACCCCCCGUGGUUGAGGAAUUCGAGGACGGGAUGGAGAUAGAUUCCGGGAAUGGGCCAGACUCGAACGACACCCUUGCGGCGUGUGUGCAGUGCCUCCUGCAAUGUCUAAACCCCGCUACGGCCGGUUCGGGCGAAGGUCAGUUGCCCUAUGGGAACCCCCUAGCGUCGGCCCAGCUAAGCCUAACCACAGUGCUGGGAGGAUACAUACAACAGGUGAUCGGUCCGUUGGACCAGGCCCUGACCCACGGGGGACGACAGGUCGUCAGCACGGUCUACCAGGAGCUCCAAGCGUUCUUUCUCCGAAUUGAUCGGUGGACGGGGCCCGGUGAACAGGUGUUGGCGGGCCCGAUGAGCGAUCUAGCAAAAUUGCUUGCCCAAGACCGGAACGCAGUUGAAGUGGUCCGCAAGGGUCGUGCAGAAGCCAUUUUGGCGUACCUGAAACUGCGACCUGUAGUGCGUGACGUGCCAGCCAAUUUCGGUGACAUGCUUCAGGUGUGGAGAACAAGCGAACGAUCGAAUACGGUCCAACGCAUACUCGAUGAGGCCCAGGCGCACAUCUCGUAG
Penicillium verhagenii is the source of this 5595-nucleotide messenger RNA. RefSeq names its product ECM29 family proteasome component. Bases 1 to 5595 code for a protein of 1864 amino acids. NCBI's taxonomy places the organism in Eukaryota, Fungi, Ascomycota, Eurotiomycetes, Eurotiales, Aspergillaceae. The transcript has 2 exons. Gene Ontology annotation, biological process: proteasome assembly. The record is from RefSeq and is a predicted model, not a curated record. Gene Ontology annotation, cellular component: nucleus; cytoplasm. Gene Ontology annotation, molecular function: molecular adaptor activity.